CGCAAAAUGUCUAAUCCGCCUCCAGCCCCUCGGGCUCCCUCUCUCCCACCAUCAACCUCCUUCCGAGCAAGGCCAUCCCGUACCCCCACCAGCGGCACCCGCACCCUCACCCGUCGUCCCUCCGUCUCGGGGGUCGCGCUCACCAAUCCUGUUACCGGGACCUCCAAGACUCAGCGAACGUCUAAGACCACCCAGAAGCUCGUCGUCCUCCCCUCCGCCCCGCAAACCAAGCCCCCGCCCCCGGAAGCGGACACAGACGAGGAGCAGCUCCAUGGCUACGAGACCGAUCGCGGCGUACGCGAGCACAAGAGCGCGGGCGAGCGGAUGAGCAAGGAGCAGAGGGAGAAGGCGGGGUUCAGGCGCAUCACCGCGUACUGUCUCGCCGAGGGCUUCCGCAUGAAGCUCCUCGCGAGCUUCCUGAAGCGGGAGCACAACGUGAGGCCUCGCAUAUAUGAUGAGGCGAUGUACGUCAUAUACCACCUGCCCCUUCUGCCAGGCUACACCACAGGGUCCAACAUCCGGUCGUCCGCGCCUGCCUCUUCUCCAGGAGCGGAAGACCCCAGCUCGGGCCUCUCCGAAGUCGAGGAGGACGGCUAUCAAGGCACGUACUUUACGUCCAUCGAGCCCUCGACGACGCCGCCCAUGGAGGGCUUCAUGCCGUCCGCCUCGCCCGAAACGGCCACGCACAUUACCCCCGUGCCCCCGCAAGAAGUCGUUUCAGAGCAACUCCGGGUUUCCGAGACUGAGCCCAUCCUAUUGAGUGCGGAGGACAUACGGCCCGCAAUGUCCAUGCCGACCAGAGACGGCCCGGGGUCGACGCGAUCGCGGGCGGCGAGGCGGCGGCGGACAACGGCGGAGGAGCCGCAGAAUUUCGCGGAGGCGGUCUUCUUCGAGUACGGCGUGGUCGUCUUCUUCGGGUUCAGGGAGGACCAGGAGCUGGGGAUCCUCGAGGACGUCGAGGCGGCGAGCGUCAUGCUCCGCAAGAUCCCGCGCGACGACUGGGAGGUGGAGGAGUGUCACUACGCGCACGACCCGAACAUCGCGUUCCCACGGAUCUACAACGACUUCUUCACGUUCAAGACGCACUCGCACCUCCUCCAGCUCUCGGUCGCGCACGCGCUCGCGCAGUCCACGCUCCUCGCGCGCUACGAGUCCCUUGCCGCGCGGAUCCUCGCGUCCCCGCAGACGCGGUCGAUCCCCGCGCAGCUCGCGUCGACGGGCGUGCUCGCGCUGAAACGCAAGGACGCGCUGAAGCUGACGGGGAAGCUGUUCAAGCUGCGGCGGGACGUGAACCUGGUCAGCAACGUGCUCGACGUCCCGGAGCUGUUCUGGGACGAGGCGAGCCUGAAGGCGCUGUACGACGCGGUGCGGGAGUACAUGGAGAUCGGGCCGAGGGUGCAGGUGCUGAACGAGCGGAUCGCGGUUGCGGAGGAUCUGCUCGGCGCGAUUCACGACCAUUUGAAUAACAAUGCGAUGGACAGGAUAACGUGGAUCAUCAUCUGGCUCAUCGUGGUCGCGUGUCUCGUCGAAGUCGGCGAGGUCAUCGCGCGCCUGGUCGUGCACGCGACGAUGGGCGACUCGGAACCGGCCGCGGCACUCACCGCCGCGCAGGUGUUGAAUAGCAUGUCGCGGGAGGACGCGAUCACAGCCUUGGAGCGAAUCGCGCGGGGGCUUCCGCCCAUGUAGCCAGGCCACUGUGCGAUUCAAUAGUGGUUGAUUGAAGGAUUGGACGGUCCCUAGCGCAUGUACAGCAACCACGUAUAGGCUAAUUAGGGCUCCACCGGGAUCCCGACUAUACAUCCCCAGCAUGCAGUCUCUCUGGGCUCUGUGCG
Molecule: messenger RNA, 1832 nt
Organism: Dichomitus squalens LYAD-421 SS1
Lineage: Eukaryota; Fungi; Basidiomycota; Agaricomycetes; Polyporales; Polyporaceae
Exons: 6
Coding region: 7-1686 (559 amino acids)
Source: RefSeq, a predicted model, not a curated record